AUGGAGGGCGGUGGGAAGGUGGCCUACAGCUAUGGCGGCGGCCUCCACCACGACACCAAGCUGCUCAAGAGCUUCAGCAGCGUGGAGCCCCGCAAGUUCGGGAUCGGCCUCUUCGCCGGCCUCCUCAUCGUCACCUGCGCCUACUUCUCCACCGCCAAAUUCGACGCCGUCCACAUCGCCAUGAGCAAGCAACCGAUAAGCUCCGCCGCCAAGAAUGCAGUUGGGUUUAGCUCGCCGGUCAACGCGGGAGAUAAUUCGAAGCAGCCACUGGAUUUGGGCGAGCAAGAUCAAGACGCAUUGUCGAAGGAGGGGAGGAGCAAGGCUGAGGCUGAGAAAGAUGACGUCGGCGGCGGCAUUUCCAAUUCUGGCAUUGCUGUUGCCACUACGGCGCCACCGGAUCCUGCGGCGGAGGGCGGCAAGGAUGAUGAGGUUGCUGAGAAGGAUGAUGACCCAAGCGUCGUUGCUGUUCUCCCUCCCCUGUCAUCAGAUUCCGCAGACACCGCGCAAGCAUCAGGUGUUCUUGAAGAUCAGGAACUGCAGGUGCAGAAUGCUGUAGCGGAAGCUGCUAAUCCACCCGAGAACAGCGAUGGCGUCAGCAGCAGCACCAAUGGCAGCUCCCCCUCCGUGAUCCCAUUUCCAUCUGAUCCUGCUGAAAUCCCUGCUCCUGCCCCCUCUCCGGCAGUCGACGCUCCUGCUGACCAGAUUCCAGAAAUGGAGGCCCCUCCUCCUCCCACUCCAAUCCAACUGAUUCCACCUACUCCAGAGGUCAAGCAAGCAGAUUGGGAGGCGCCGGCGCCGGAAUGGAAGCCGCUGUGCGACGUCACGUCGAACCACCGCAUCGACUGGUGCGAGCUCGACGGCGACGUCCGCGUGCUCGGCGCCAACGCCAGCGUCACCCUGGUGGCGCCGCCGGGCGCGGACGGCCGCACCUUCCGGGAGGAGUCGUGGCGCAUCAAGCCGUACCCGCGCAAGGCCGACCCGAACGCCAUGCGCAACGUCCGCGAGGUGACGGUGCGGUCGGUGUCCGGCGGCGCGCCGGCGUGCACGGACCGGCACGACGUGCCGGCGCUGGUGUUCUCGGACCGCGGGUACACGGGCAACUACUUCCACGCGUACACGGACGUGGUCCUGCCGCUGUUCCUGACGGCGCGGCAGUACGCCGGCGAGGUGCUGCUGCUGGUGACCAACCACCAGGCGUGGUGGGUGGGCAAGUACGCGCCCGUGUUCAGGAGCCUCUCCAAGUACGAGCCGGUCGACCUGGACCGCGACCCGCGCGUGCACUGCUUCCGCCGCGUCCAGGUCGGGCUCACCAGCCACGACGACUUCAGCAUCGACCCGCGCCGCGCGCCCAACGGCUACUCCAUGCUCGACUUCACCGCGUUCCUGCGCGCCGCCUACGGGCUCCCCCGCGACGCCGUCCUCCCCGUCGCGCCGCGGGGGCAGGGUCAGGGGCGGCGGCCGCGCCUCCUGGUGAUCUCGCGCGCGCGCAACCGGCGGUUCCUGAACGUGGAGCAGAUCGCGCGCGGCGCGCGGAGGGUGGGGUUCGAGGUGGUGGUGUCGGAGGGCGGCCACGAGGUGGCGCCGUUCGCGGAGCUGGCCAACAGCUGCGACGCCGUCGUGGGCGUGCACGGCGCGGGGCUGACGAACAUGGUGUUCCUGCCGAGGGGCGCGGUGGUGAUCCAGGUGAUCCCGCUGGGCCCGCUGGAGUUCGUGGCGAGCUACUUCCGGGGCCCGUCCAGGGACAUGGGGCUCCGGUACCUGGAGUACCGGGUGGCGCCGGAGGAGAGCACGCUGGUGGACAGGUACCCGCGCGACCACCCCGUGAUCGCCGACCCGGGGAGCAUCAAGGCUAAGGACUGGGUGUCCUUCAUGGGGGUCUACCUCUUCGAGCAGGACGUGCGCCUCGACAUGAAGCGGUUCCGCCCUGUGCUCAAGAAGGCGCUCUCGCGCCUUAGAGCCAAGCCCAAGAAUAACUAAGCAUGUACUAGCUAGCUAGGAGUAUUUCUCAUCAUCACAUUGUAAUUUAGUACCUCUAGUCUCUAGACACAUUUUCAAGGACAGUAAAAAGAACUAUCUCUACCCAAAAAAAAAACUAUCUGCAUAUAGA
This is a messenger RNA of Panicum virgatum (switchgrass), 2107 nucleotides long. RefSeq names its product beta-1,2-xylosyltransferase XYXT1-like. The record is from RefSeq and is a predicted model, not a curated record. Gene Ontology annotation, molecular function: glycosyltransferase activity. NCBI's taxonomy places the organism in Eukaryota, Viridiplantae, Streptophyta, Magnoliopsida, Poales, Poaceae. The transcript has 5 exons. Bases 1 to 1977 code for a protein of 658 amino acids.